AUGAAUGCGGCCAGACAGCGGCGGAUGACCAGUAACUCCCGUCAUUCACGGCAAGUUGGGGGCCCUGCCCACCCAGUUGACUUCUGACUUCUGAUAGUUACCUUUAUAACGCCGAAUCUCGACCGUUCAUUCCAAUCAGACGGCUGACAUCUUCCGAUGAAAAUAACGCACAUUCAUUACCCGCACGUCUUCGAUAUUCGACGGCUGAUAACGGACCGUUAGAGAGAGAAAAGAGAGAGAGAGGGGAUAAAGGGGGCUUCGGUUCUUAACCUGAUUUAGUCUUCUCCGGAUUCCCCUAGGGAUUAGGGUUCCGCCGCGGCCGCCGGCGCCGGGGCAUGCUCUGGUCUACCCCGUCCAUGUGUUCCUCGGAGCCUCCCCUCUCCUGCUUUCAUAUUUUUAGUGCCGCCAUUACUGCCGCCCAGAAAGAGAGAGGAGAGAGAGAGAGAGAGAGAGAGAGUCCACGGGGAGACCUACAAGGGUUGACUGACACAAGUCGGCAAUUAGUUUACAGUAUGACGGUCUGAAACAGCGACUGUUCUUCGUCAUCUUCUUUUUUCUUCCUCUUCGUCCUCUUCUUCUUCUUCUUCUUCUUCUUCUUCAUCUUCAUCUUCCUCUUCCUCUUUCUUCUUCUUCUUCGUCUGAAACAGCGGAUUUCUGAGGGAGAGCAGUCAUCCCAGGCCGGAGAUAGGAGCGAAAAGCUUGCCGAAGAUCGCGGGUCUCUGUCAACCCCCACGAUCUCUCCAUUGUUUCGCGUGAUGCUCAGGUUCUCUCUCUCUCUCUAAAAGUAGGGGCACUGUGGAUUAAUAAGAGGGGCGUGGCCGGCAUAGUCAUGGCGUGAGCCCAUCUCUCUCUCUCUAUCUCUCUCUCUCUCUCUCUUAGGCAGCACCCACCCAACCCCACCGCUCAAAUCAUUCCGAGGCGGUGGGGAAGGAACCGCGCGAGAUUAUCGGUGGGCACAGUCGGCGGCGACGGUGGCGUGGAAGGAGGGUAUCUCCUUCCCUCUCAACGUGUCCUUCCAUCGCUCUCUCUCUCUCUUCUUGUUCCUCCGUCUCUCUUCUCCAAUAACUACACAGACCCUCCUCUCUCUCUCUCUCUCUAUCGAUCUAUCCAUCUUCUUUCUCCGUCUCUCUUCUCCCACUCUGGAGAUCAUUGGUGCCCCCUCCUCCGAUAACGAGACAAAUCCUCUCUCUCUCUCUCUCUAUCUCUCUUUCUAUCUAUCUAUCUAUCUAUCUCCUUGCUCCGUCUCCUCCGAGAAGUAGACAAAUCCUUUUCUUUCUAAUCGCUGUCUGUGACGUUUCCUUCUUGGGUUGGGUUUCCUUCUCCCCUCCAUCUUCUUCUUCCCCAGCUUGCUUCCGCCAUGGGUCCUGACUGGAAAUAAUAAUCCGAGGGUUGACGCAGGUUUCCCCUCGAUUUCUCCAUGGAGUAGGUGAAGAAGAAGAAGAAGAGCGAGAAAGCGUCUGGCGUCAUCGUCUUCUUCCUCCCUUACAGAGAACUUCCCCUUCCUCAAGAAAAAACCAGACGGACAUGGCGGAAGCCCAGGUUGUCCUCUCUCUCUCUCUUGCAAUCGUCCUCCUCCUGGGAAAACAACUGUUCCAUUAGAAAGUCGCUGAAGCUUAGCCCAACUCUCUCUCUCUCUCUCUCCCUUUCUGAUUUUGCAGAGACCUGACGGGGGUUAUCUUCUGGAUAUGGAGGAGCUAUCGAUGCUCGUUGACUCCGAGGGGAACGGCGCCGCCGCCGCUCGAGCGCCGGUGAGUGAUCCAACAGCCUGUCAAAUCCUCUGUUUCCGGGCUCUCUGAAAGUCCCUUCCGUUCUCUGCAACCGCUUCCUCCACCAUUUAAGCCCCUGCAGAAGACCCUCUCCAGGAAGCCCUCUCACAGAGCCGACAGGACGGCGCCUGACGACGGCGGCGGCGCCACUAGAGGUCAGUCCCCUUCGAUUCCCCUUCUCGCCGUUGACCUCCGCACGACGGCGGCCGCCGCAUCAUAUUCUCUCUCUCUCUGGAUCUCUCCUGGCCUGUUGGAGGGAGGGUUAAUAACUGCGGCUAAGCUGGCCCACAUGCACGCAGGUGGCGCCGCGUUGCCUCCCGCCACCGCCGCCUCUGCAGCGGCGGCGGUCUCUGACAAGUUCGUUGUCGUGGAGCUUGCUCCACAAGUGGGCGCCGCCGUUAUGAGUGUCUCGCCGUCGCAGGGGCGGCGGACCCACGGUCGGCGUGCCGCCGCCCCUUGGCUCCACCCGCGGCGUGUCCUCGUCUUCUUCGCCACUUUGUAAGUCAAAAUCUUCUCUCUCUAUUAUGUUAAUGUUCGUCUAUAUGCCACGUGGCAUCAGCCGCCGCUCCAGGACGAACAGGGGCGUGGGAAUGUGGGGCCCGCCAUUAGAAGUAAUCUCUCUGUGGCAACGAUAAAUAUACGAAUCGGCUUCAAUCAAUUAAGUGGGGCCCACGAAAACCCUAGUUUCUCCCUAGGCGCCCAUGUGGGCCCCUUAACCUCCCUUCUUCUUCUUCUUCUUCCUCCCUCGUCUCUGAAGACCUUCCGUUCUGCGCAGGUCAAGCAUGGGGACGAUCCUUCUCCUCUACUUCACGCUCUCCAUGGGGAAGAUGGGCGAGGGCGAUGCUGACUCAAGGUGA
Spirodela intermedia is the source of this 2623-nucleotide messenger RNA. NCBI's taxonomy places the organism in Eukaryota, Viridiplantae, Streptophyta, Magnoliopsida, Alismatales, Araceae. The record is from the annotation of a GenBank genome assembly.